This is a messenger RNA of Xenopus laevis (African clawed frog), 1818 nucleotides long. RefSeq names its product cell adhesion molecule 1. Lineage: Eukaryota; Metazoa; Chordata; Amphibia; Anura; Pipidae. Bases 57 to 749 code for a protein of 230 amino acids. The record is from RefSeq and is a predicted model, not a curated record. The transcript has 7 exons.
GAUAUUACAGCUUUAUAUCAAUAUAUUCUAUGUUUAGAUAACCACAAGGCUGCACCAUGUUUAGAGUGAACAUCGUGGCUAUUAUAUUUGCCUUUGUCCUAUUUCCUUUUCAUGUCUGUGGCAAAAAACAUCCCAAUCUACAAGAGCAGCAUUCCAUCCUUGAGACUGUAGAUGUGACGGUGGUGGAAGGAGAAGCUGCAAUUAUCAGCUGCCGAGUAAAGAAUAACAACAACUAUGUUAUCCAACUGCUCAAUCCCAACAGGCAAACCAUCUACUUCCGGGAUUUUAGGACUCUGAAGGACAGCCGAUAUAGCCUGGUGUAUUUUGCCGGUAAUGAACUAAGAAUCUCCCUUUCUAAUGUUUCUGUGGACGAUGGAGGCCGAUAUGUCUGCCAGCUCUACAGUGACCCUCCUCAAGAGGCCUUUGCAACUCUUACAGUAAUUGGAAAACAUCCGACCCUUGAAACCGAAGAUGUUGCAGUGAUGGAAGGAGGAGUUGCCAUUAUCAGCUGCCGAGUAACCGAUAAUGAUGACUCUGUUAUCCAACUGCUCAAUCCCAACAGGCAAACCAUCUUCUUCCAAAAUAUGAAAGCCCUGAAGGACAGCCGAUACCAGUUGGUAUAUUUCUCCGGAAACCAACUGAAAGUCUCCCUCUCAAAUGUUUCUGUCAAAGAUGGCGGACAAUAUAUCUGCCAACUCUACAGUGACCCUCCUCAGGAGGCAUUUGCAAAUGUUAAAGUUAAGGCAUGAAAUCAUUUUUAUCCACAUUGAUUCUUCUGAGACGGCCUGACUCAUCUACUGGAAAAAUAUAUAUUUUAUAAAAGUUGGACUGUGUGUCCCGAUGUCCCUUGGCCAGACAGGUCACAUUCUGCCUUGUCAUCACACCUGGAAUGUGAAACCCUCAGCCUUUGCCAAUACAAAGUGUGUAGAAGACAAUCACAUGAUAUCUUAUUUUUUGUGUCCAGAAAUAGUAAUAAUGUUCCAUCCAGGAGUAACGCUCAGAAUAACAUGCACUUUGAUAUGUUUUUCUCUUUAUAUAAAAUGUGUGCCAUUUGACACAUACAACAGUAACUAUGGAAUGCAGAUUCGUAGCAAUUGAAGAAGUUGAAAGUUGCGACUACAGACAGCACUGUAUUCACGAGGGCCCCCACAGACUGCAGCAAUGCAACUAGAGUGGAAGGCAGGAUGCAAAGUGAAAAAAUGGUGGAUUGGCCAAUGAUGAAUUUGAACCCUACCUUCCACUUGACUCCAAUUAUCUUUUAUUAAACACAAUUCAGCAGGAAAAGUUAUAAAAUAAUUCUAGUAAGAGUACUCCCCCUAUACUAAGCACAAUUUAGCUCCCUAGGUUUGCAAACGGAAUAACCUGUACAAAGAGCAACACUAUAACAUUAUUUCCUCACAGUUAUUCAUCUGUACUAGGCACAAUUCAGCAGGAACAGCCCACUAAAUCCUGAAUAGCAAAAAGUCAAAAAGCACAAGAAUAAAAUAAGUAAAACAACAUAAUCUGUGUAGUCCUGCUAACCCUCCUUCACAUCUUCAGCAUGAUGAAAGUUAUAAUCAUAUACAAUUAGGGAAUGGGACUAACAAUAGCCACACAGGCCAGUAAAAAAAUGUAAUUAUUAACAAACAUCAUUAACAAAGCAUGACACAUUUUGUGCAUGUUGCACUUAAUUAAAAGCUCCUACAGGCAGUCAUAAGAGUUUUGAGUAAAUUCUAGGAUAAGUUUCUUCCCUUUAAAUGGAGAGUAAGUACAGGUGUGGGAUCUGUUCUUUACAAAACCAUUUAUCCAGAAAGCUCCGGAUUACGGGAAAGUUGUCUC